UGAAGAUUAGGUACUCGUGUCCACAGAUUUCUCCUACCUAUUUCACUUUGCAUAUUUCCACCAAAAAUGACGUCCUUUACGUACCAUGCUAUAAUAAUUCAUUCGGCUGGCUAAAACUGAUCGGAGCGCACAUCACCGAUAACAGCCAUAAAAAUUGAAAAUUGUUUCUUUGUUUUUUGUGCAAAAUUAGGCGUUAUGUAAGUAGCCGGGACAAUGGGGUAGGCUUAAACUUGCGGUGUCAUCAAACUCAUCUGCAUAAUUCCGAAGACAAUACAUAGGUAUUGUGCGUGAAUAGCCGAAGGAUUGCAGAAUAAAGAAGAAAAUGUCGAUUUACAACAAUUCGGUUAAGAGAUACUACGACUUCGUAUUUACGGAUCUCGCCGAUCCCCGCACCAACGAUUGGCUCUUAAUCAAUGACCCGCUUCCAGGCUUAGCUAUAGUAGGAUUCUAUCUAUACUUUGUUUUAAACUUGGGCCCUCGUCUCAUGAAAGACCGACAACCUUACGAAUUAAAAAACACCUUAAUCGUUUACAACUUUGUGCAAGUUUUAGUUAGCGUUUAUUUAUUUUAUGAAGGCAUGGAAGGUGCUUGGUUGUACAGGUAUAGCUGGACAUGUGAACCCGUUGAUCACUCGAGGAGCCCCCAUGCCAUGAGGGUAGCAAGAGGCGUUUACAUCUACUUUCUUGCUAAACUCACAGAACUAUUGGACACCGUUUUUUUCGUUUUAAGAAAAAAGAAUGCGCAGAUUAGCUUUCUUCACAUCUACCACCACACAGUGAUGCCCCUAGUUAGUUGGGGAGCCACCAAGUACUUCCCAGGGGGUCACGGUACAUUUAUAGGCGUCAUAAACUGUUUCGUCCACAUUAUUAUGUACUUCUACUACAUGAUGGCGGCCAUGGGACCAAAAUAUCAGAAGUAUCUCUGGUGGAAAAAGUACAUCACCACGUUGCAAUUGUCCCAAUUUUGCAUAGCCUUCCUACACUCUAUGCAACUGCUGUUCUACGACUGCGGCUAUCCAAAGUGGACAAUGUUCUUCACCUUGCCGAACGCAAUCUUCUUCUACUACCUGUUCUCGGACUUUUACAAUAAAGCGUAUGCGGAAAGCAAUAAAAAAAAUGUGAUUAAAAAUGGUCACGCUAAUGGAACUACUAAUGGAAGCGCCAAAGAAGCUGGAGUUCUAUCUAAAAAUGGAGUGCUGUCAAAAAAUGGCGUGCUGUCCGAAAAUGGCAUACUAUCCGAAAAUGGCCACGCAAAACAAUCUUGAUUAAAUCAUACUGUUUUAUGCAUGUAAUAAAAGUUACCGAUGUGUUUUCCGAACGCCGUGUUGAGAAGCAUUUUAAAUUAAAUUAGUAUAAUAAUUGUAA
Molecule: messenger RNA, 1364 nt
Organism: Photinus pyralis (common eastern firefly)
Lineage: Eukaryota; Metazoa; Arthropoda; Insecta; Coleoptera; Lampyridae
Product: elongation of very long chain fatty acids protein 7-like
Exons: 7
Coding region: 323-1264 (313 amino acids)
Biological process (GO): fatty acid elongation, polyunsaturated fatty acid; sphingolipid biosynthetic process; fatty acid elongation, monounsaturated fatty acid
Cellular component (GO): endoplasmic reticulum membrane
Molecular function (GO): fatty acid elongase activity
Source: RefSeq, a predicted model, not a curated record